AUGUCUUGGUACCGAAGAACUAAGCCCUUCCUCGUCAUCUCCAGGAGAAACAUCAUAACUCCUCCGAGGAUUUCGCCGGUUUCUCCCCCUUCCAACGCUUUCUCGUCAGUUCAUCGGAACGGGUCUUCAAAUCUAUCAGCUAAGUUUUCUGGGUUCUCCAUUUUUUCCCGCAGAUCAGGUUUAAGCUUUUGUAACUCUCUUGGGAACACGAACAUCAAUGCCUGCAACCGGUUUCUGAGCAUUCCCAAGAAGUUUGACUGUGCUGAUCGUCACCAGGUUCAUCCUUUCAAGCCACCGGAACAGAGACAGUGGUUCCAAAACCCUGCGGCCGUAUUGGCGGCGAUGUUUGUGGGUUCAGGGGUUUUGGUCAACGUUUAUUGUAUGAAUCAAGAGACUGUUCCUUACAUCAAACGGAGGCAUUUCGUUCUUUGGUCGAGAUCGGUCGAGAAAUGGGUUGACGAAUCUAGGUAUCAGGAUCUAAAAUCCAUGUCUGCGGGGAAAAUACUCCCUGCGGAUCACCCUGAGAGCAUUAGGGUUAAAUCGAUCGUGAAGGAUAUCAUUGAAGGGUUGCAGAGAAGUUUGAGCCUGGAGACUGUGUGGUAUGCGUCCAUGGUUGGUACCUCCAUGGAAAAUGAUGGAGCAGUUAAGGAUACGGCAAUGGGUGGAAUGAAGGGGUCUGAAGACGACAUAUGGAUUCAGCAAAGCAGGAAGAAGGGUAAAGAGAAAGGAUCACAACCCACUAUUGUUGGAGAUAUAAUCUUGUCAUCGAAAAAAUAA
Messenger RNA from Tarenaya hassleriana, 777 nucleotides. RefSeq lists its product as uncharacterized. Gene Ontology annotation, molecular function: metalloendopeptidase activity. The coding region runs from base 1 to 777 and encodes 258 amino acids. Gene Ontology annotation, cellular component: membrane. The record is from RefSeq and is a predicted model, not a curated record. The transcript has a single exon. Lineage: Eukaryota; Viridiplantae; Streptophyta; Magnoliopsida; Brassicales; Cleomaceae.